Molecule: messenger RNA, 3543 nt
Organism: Salvelinus namaycush (lake trout)
Lineage: Eukaryota; Metazoa; Chordata; Actinopteri; Salmoniformes; Salmonidae
Gene: anks1ab
Product: ankyrin repeat and sterile alpha motif domain containing 1Ab
Exons: 11
Coding region: 1-1491 (496 amino acids)
Cellular component (GO): cytosol
Molecular function (GO): protein binding
Source: RefSeq, a predicted model, not a curated record
AUGAUGUGGCAAUGUCAUGUCUCGUCCUCGGAGUGCCGCUGCUACCGGCUGAACGGCUUCUCCCUGCUGAAGCGCUUCCCUCUCUCGGCAGAUGGGGCCUGCAGCAAAGCCCUGGACCAGCCCGUGGGUGAGUGGCUGGAGCAUGUGGGGCUGCCGCAGUACGAGAGCAAGCUGCUGCUUAAUGGCUUUGACGACCUAUGCUACAUGGGCAGUAACGUGAUGGAGGACUUGGACCUUAGAGAUAUGGGAAUCACUGACCCUGGACACAGAAAGAAGAUCCUCCACGCAGCACGCAGCUUGCCCAAGGUGAAGGCCCUGGGCUGUGAUGGCAGCACCUCUCUCUCCACCUGGUUGGAUGUGCUAGGUCUGCAGGAGUACCUGCCUAACUUCCUGUCUAGCGGCUACCGUACCUUGGACUGUGUGAAGAACCUAUGGGAGUUGGAGAUUGUCAACGUGUUGAAAAUCGGCGUUCUGGGCCACAGGAAGAGGAUCAUAGCGUCUCUGGCAGAGCGGCCCUAUGAGGAGGCCCCGACCAAAUCACAGAUCUCUCACCGUCUCUCACAGAUCAGGUUUCAGGACUUGUUGUCCCAGACAGGGACCUCUGCUCUGAGUCAGAUGGACCCGUCCACCAGUCGCUCCAUGGACAUGCUCCUGCCCCUGGGAGAGGCAGGCAGGAGGAGGAGAGCCAUGGACCAGGACUGCAGUGUGUCCCUGCGCUCCUACAGCGAGAGACCACGCUCUCACGACAGACAGAGUGACAGACAUAGGGAACCCCGUUUGACCCUUCGGCCGCCUAGCCAGUCUGCCACAUACGCUACAGUGUCCGCUUGGCAUCACCAGCCUGAGAAACUCAUAUUAGAGUCCUGUGGGUAUGAGGCCAGUUAUUUAGGAUCAAUGAUUAUCAGGGAUCUACGGGGGAUUGAGUCAACUCAAGAAGCCUGUGCCAAAAUUAGGGUACGUGAUAAGUCGAAGGACCAUUCAAGAAAGGGUCCUGUUGUCAUCCUUUCCAUCACCUAUAAAGGGGUCAAGUUUAUGGACGCAGCCACUAAGACCAUAGUAGCCGAGCAUGAGAUUAGGAACAUCUCCUGUGCAGCCCAGGACCCUGAGGAACUCUGCACCUUCGCCUACAUCACCAAGGACAAUAAAAGUGGCCACCACUUCUGCCAUGUCUUCAGCACUGUGGAGGUGACCCAGACCUAUGAGAUCAUCCUGACGCUGGGUCAGGCCUUUGAGGUGGCCUAUCAGCUGGCUCUCCAGACCAAAGCCAGGCAGUAUGUCCCAGUCCCCCCACCAUCUCUGGGGUCAGAGGUCAUUGAGACCAAAUCCAGCCGGCCCACAUCACAGCAAUGGAGCAGCAUGAGGAGAUCAACAAUUGACCCUCUGGAGAUGGAUGCAGACAUGCAGUCCCUGGGCAGCACCACCUGGCUCUUCAACCAGAGAGACUCCAACAAGCGCCCUGUCAGCACCAAGUACGAGACCACCAUAUUCUGAGACUGGAUCCCCUGCCCCAUCCCCACCUCGCACUAGCACCCAGUUUGACCCCUGCCCUCUACCGCCCUCUCUCUCUCUCUCACAAGCCCUAUGCCUUCUCACUGUGAUGGUAGCAUCCCUCAGGGCUGCCCCCUCUUCUUUGCCCUGCCCUACACAAACCUCACCCUGCUCUGACAUCACACAUCCCUGCAGCUCUCUCCUGUUCCUCACCCCUUGGCAGCCCCUGCUCCUCCUGCAGCCACUGAUGGAGCCCCUUGACUUGUGGAUGGACCUGAACUGAACCUACAAUGGCCCUGCUCUCUCAACCGAUCUGCCUCCUCCUCCUCCCAACUACUUGCAUUUGCAUCCACCCACUAUUAGGUUUAUCAUCAUUGAAGACACUGUGGAUUUUUGUUCUCUUCCUGUCAUGCCAUUAUUUUCCAAGUGACUCCCUUCAGUCAAAACAAGCAUGACUUUUUUUCUGUUGAGCUACUUGUUGCAUUUUUACCUGAUAGUAACAUGAUUUGCAUUGGCUGUACUGCCAAUGUGAACAAGAAAAUAGCAAACCUUCAUAAGUACCUCUUUUUAUCUAACGCCAAAGGAUUACUACUCUUGUGAUAUUAUCAAUUUACCGUUUUGGUCCCAUAUAGAGUGGAACAAAGAACAUUAUCAUGUCCCAAACAACCUCCUCAGUCAUAAACAAUAGUUUACCCCCUUCCCAAAAGGAUUAACAAUUUUUUAUUUUUAAUGCCAUGUUUAUUUUUGUAUUUCACUUGUUUUUCGCUAAAGGCAAGUUCAAUAUUUUUCUUUCCCUAUCUGUAGCUUGUCCUGUCUUGCCAGGCAUCUACCACUGUGAGGCGCUGUGAGGAGACACAUCACCUGGGAUGCAUGAAGGACAAAAAAUCUAUAAGAAAAAAAAAAAACUUUUUCUACGCAUUUUUUUUAUCAUACAUUGAUGGAUCAUCAAGGAAUCUUCCCUUUCCAUUUAAAAUGGAUCAAGAACUGAACCUCACAUUUCUGUGUGCUCUUCUUGUACACAACUUCGUCAUCAAUCUGUCAAGAUCAGUAGCCUUAAUUACUUCAAUCUGGCCAUCUAUCAGUUUAUCUAAAUGUAAUCAAUUGAGCAUCCCUUGCCACCAUCACACACUCUCCACACCUGCUGACUGCUACAUGCGUCUUCCAUGGUUAAAAAGACUAACAGCACUUUUGAGUUGACAACACAUGAACACUUUGGCUGAGCUGUAAUGAAGUUGUUGUAAUGGUACAGGUUUGUCCAGAUAAUAAUGUCUAUAAUGCUCUGUAGCUUCACAGUGUGCAUGGUGCCUCACCAGUCAUUUUAUUACCAAGAGAGACAAUCAUCAGAGACUGUUUGGCUCAUCAGAGAACACUGUGUUAAAACAUGGCACUAUACCUUAAAAAAAAUUAUUGUUUUAAAAUGCAUAUGGUUGGUUUCUUUAAUAAGAUAUGCUUUUAAAAAGACCAGGGCUUCCUGAAAUAUAUUUAGUGAAAGAAACCAAGGGAAGCAAGACCACAAUCUAUCGGCGUAGUAAAUAAUUUAAGUACAAAUGUAUGAGAAAUGACCAAAACACCAUGGUCAUGAAGGCCAUAUUUUGGGUAUGUCCAAGGAAUUUUGAGGGCAAUAAUAGAAUUUGCCAAUUCAUGGUGAUGGAUUCAAGAUAUUUCCAAUAACAUUGUUUUAAUUUUAGACAAUUUACGAGGCAAGGCACAUUUGUGUUGCUGGACUCCUUAUGUUGCAUCUUAUCAAGAUUACGUGGGUUGUAAUCCAUGCCAUGGCACAUAGGUUCAGUAUGAGGUACACUAUGUUUAAACAAAUUAGUCACAAAAAAAUGAGCGACAGGGCCAAAGAUUCAGGCUUACUCAUGGAACUUUACAUUUGAGGGAUCAAAAUGUAAUUAGAUAUGCUUUCAUUGUGCAAAUAGUUUUUGUUUGAAAAUAUCUGUGAAACUGCAUUCUUGUUUUUCCUUUCACAGGGAUUUAUACCGCAGGUCUAGUUAUCUACACUAUAUAUACAAAAUAUGUGGACACCCCUUAUAAUUAGUGAAUUCGGCUAUU